AUGCGAGUGUGGGCAUCCAGCCAGGGCGUAUGGUGCCUGCUCAGCAUGUCUGGUCGCCAGUACGCCGUUCCUGUCCAGGGUAUCCUCCGCCGGCUCUGCGUGCUGUCUCCAGGGCGCUGGGAGGGUGCAGUGUGUCCUAUGCCUGCGCUCCGCUCGUGCUGGGCAAAUGUGGGAGUGGAGCCUAAGGGAGAGGUGCGCGUAGUAGGCACUAGAUCUCCCAUGCUUACUCACAGUCCGGUUCAACCUGUGCCUGCACUCUGGAGGUUCCGGGCUAGAGUAGUUAUCCAGCCUGGGGGAGUGGUGCCAAGGCUGCGCACCAGAGCUCCAGUGCUCCCCCACAGCCCGGUCCUUCAGGUGCCUCCUCCUAACAUCAAGCCUUCUGGAGAAUUCCACUUUGAAGGCCCCUGUGUGGAUAACUACGUCCUCAAUCUCCACGGCGUGAUCAAUCACCAUGACAACGACCCGAAACACACAGCCAGGGCAACAAAGGAGUGGCUCCGUAAGAUGCAUCUCAAGGUUCUGGAGUGGCCUAGUCAGUCUCCAGACCUGAACCCAAUAGAAAAUCUUUGGAGGGAGCUGAAAGUCCGUAUUGCCCAGCGACAGCUCCGAAACCUGAAGGAUCUGGAGAAGAACAGCCUCAAUUUGUCGGGGCAUGGACUCUACAAGGUGUCGAAAGCAUUCCACAGGGAUGCUGACUCCAAUGCUUUCCACAGUUUCAUCCCAGACUCCCUCGCUGUCACUGCGCCGCCACAGACCCUCUCCCAGGUGGAGGGUGACACGCUCCAGCUCACCUGUGAGGUUUCCCGGUCGACAGAGCAGCACACACACCUGUCUGUGGGUUGGUACCUGCGUUCCCCUGAGGACGCUACCAUGUCGCCCCAGGAGAUCCUCACUCUGUCCCGAGACUUUGUCCUCCGGGCCGGUGCGCCUUACAAACAGAGGAUGACUGCAGGAGACCUGAGACUGGAUAAGACCAGCCCUACGUCCUACAGGCUGACCAUCCACCGGCUGCAGCCUGCUGACCAGGGCCUGCUCUACUGCCAGGCUGCAGAGUGGAUCCAGGACCCCGACCGCAGCUGGUUCACCAUGACCCGCAAGCAGGCUGAUAAGACCCAGCUACGGAUACAGCCCAUUGAUCGGGACUUCUCUAUCCAGGUGAGCACGGAGCGGCGGUCCUUCACAGCGGGCGAGCCGCUGGAGCUGCGCUGCACCAUCGAUGCCCAGAGCGUGCCCGAGCGCUUCUUCUCGGUGUCGUGGGUGUUCAGCAGCUCGCCGGUGGCCGUGAUAGGGCCCAGCGCUGUGCCCGUCCUGGGACUCGACUACGUGGCGCGUGAGGCCGCUGGUCACAUGACUGUGCGCAAGGAGAGCCCUACUGUGCACUUGCUUAAGCUGCAGCACCUCCGACCAGAGGAUGCUGGGAAAUACAUCUGUAGGGUCACGGAGAGGGAGAAGACACCCACCGGGGACUUUAUAGACCGGAGCAAGAGGUCACGCAACGUCCAGAUCACCGUCCAGCCCAUCAAGAGUAACGUCACAGUGUCUUUGUCCAGUAACUCGUCGGAGGUCCAGGAGGGGGACGUGGUCCAGCUGACCUGCUCCAUCCACUCCACCACGGGUCCUCUCUCUGUGGCCUGGCAGUGGAGUGAGAAUCAGGGCUCCACCCCUCCCCAGAACCUGGCCUCUGUAGACCGCGACGGGACUGUCCGACCAGGCCCUGGGUACCGUGAGCGCUCCAGCUACGGGGAGAUCCGUGUGGAGAGGGUACAGGAGGACAUUUAUACCCUGUCCCUCUACAACGCCCUGCCUGGGGACGAAGGGGUGUUCCGGUGCACGGCCACAGAGUGGGUGGAGGCCGGGACAGAGUCCGAGCAGAGUUGGGAGAAGAUAGGGGAGAAGUCAGCUACUAAGGCCAUCACUGUUAAGACCGUGGAAUCCUCCUUUGUGGUCUCUGCGUCGUCGCGGACGCCCAGCGUGACAUUUGGCGACUCGUUUGACCUCCAGUGCCUGGUGAAGCCCCGCCAUAACCCUCGUGUGCCUGCCUCUGUCACCUGGCGCUUCAUGCCCGCCAGUUCGGGCUCUUCUGGGGAGGUUGGCACAGCAGGCAUGUUCCGAGACCUGGUGACGUUUACCCGCGAGGGCACGCUGCAGUGGGGCGAGCAGCUGCUGGGCCUGGGCACCCGCACCACCGUGGACCGUUCCCAUUCCAACACCAACUUCAGAUUGUCUGUGACGCGCGCUGGGCGCAAGGAGGCGGGGACGUAUCAGUGCUCUGCCCUCCUGUGGAGGAGGAACUACGACAACACCUGGAGCAAAGUGGCCAACAGGACGUCCAACCUGCUGGGGAUCAGCGUGUUACAGCCAGUGUCUAAGCUGCGUGUGCAGAAGACCAACCAGUCCCUGGUCUACCUGGAGGACAGCCGUGUGCGCGUCAACUGCUCCGUGGCCUCUCAGACCAGCACCGACUCACAGCAUGCCAUGCUUUGGUACGUGCGCCGCGCGACGGGUGCCGAGGCCGACGAGCUCCUGCUGAGGAUUGAGCGCUCAGGUGCAUUUGAGUAUGGCGCGUACGCAGACGAGGAGAGGUUGAGGCGGCGGGUGCAGGCAGAGAGGAUGUCGCCACAGCUGUAUGCGCUGACACUGAACAGGGCAGAGAGCAGCGACUCUGGGACUUACUACUGCCUGGUGGAGGAGUGGCUCACAGAUCCAGACGGAGCCUGGUACAGACUGGCACGGGACUCCUCAGGCUUCACACAGGUCCUCGUCAGACAGCCAGGGGAGGGAGGCUGGUACAGACUGGCACGGGACUCCUCAGGCUUCACACAGGUCCUCGUCAGACAGCCAGAGGUGCGGUUACAGGUGGAGGAGUCCGAGUCUAAUAUCACCGUGUCCCAGUCCAGUUCCAUCCGGUUGGGCUGUAGCAUUCCCUCCCAGUCCUCCAGAGACUCCCGUUUCUCCGUGUCCUGGUAUGUGGAGCGCUCCUCCAUGCUCUCUGAGGAGGAAGAACAGGGGGAUGUUGAUGAGGGAAACCGGGCCUGUGUGUUCUCCAUCGGACACGACGCCGUGUUCGGGAACGGGAACUGUAGCCCAAUCGAGGAGGCGGGGCCUAACUCACGCCUGCAGUUUGAGAGGACAACCUCUGACCUCUACAGUCUGACCAUCCAGGGGGCGCGACCCGCUGACGCUGGGCGCUACUACUGUCAUGUGGAGGAGUGGCUGCUCAACCCCCGCAACGCCUGGUAUCGCCUGGCAACCAACAACUCUGAUGUCACCAUCGUCAACGUGAUCCAGCAGGUCUCCACCCUGCAGUCGGUGGUAUGUUCCAACGACUCUCUCUUCUACUUUGUCUUCUUCUACCCGUUCCCCAUCUUCGGCAUCCUCAUCAUCGCCGUGCUCCUGGUGCGCUACAAGAGCCACAGACACAGCAAAUCCCAGGAGAGCAAGAACGGCGCCCCCUUACUGUGGAUCAAAGAACCCCACCUCAGCUACUCCCCCACCUGCCUGGACCCACCCGUCCUCAGCCUGCACCCCGGCUCAGUGGACUAAGGGACAGAUCCAUAGCCCUCAUCCCAUAGUCCUCAUCGCGGACCCAACUAAUACCACGCCAGGGAGGGGCUACUCCGGACCUCCACCUGUCUAAUCACUUCUGUGUCCAAGCUGUCAAUCAAUCCGUCCAUCCAUGUAUAAUCCCACCCCAACUGUCUGCCUGUCUGUGAGUUACCCUGUAGCAGCUCUGUCAUGUGGGUGUGUGAGCAUGUGGAAAAGUGUGUGUGCUUGGAAUGUGCAGACGUGUGUAUGCAGGACAUGUGUGUAUGCAGGACAUGUGUGUAUGCAGGACGUGUGUGUAUGUAGGACAUGUGUGUAUGCAGGACAUGUGUGUAUGCAGGACAUGUGUGUAUGCAGGACAUGUAUGUAUGCAGGACAUGUGUGUAUGCAGGACGUGUGUGUAUGCAGGACAUGUGUGUAUGCAGGACGUGUGUAUGCAGGACGUGUGUGUAUGCAGGACGUGUGUGUAUGUAGGACAUGUGUGUAUGCAGGACAUGUGUGUAUGCAGGACGUGUGUGUAUGCAGGACGUGUGUGUAUGCAGGACAUGUGUGUAUGCAGGACGUGUGUGUAUGCAGGACAUGUGUGUGUAUGCAGGACAUGUGUGUAUGCAGGACGUGUGUGUAUGCAGGACGUGUGUGUAUGCAGGACGUGUGUGUAGUUUGGAAGUAUGAGUGUUUAUCUCUUGCUCUCUUUUUUUCCCUUUCUCUCUCCUUCUCUUUUCUCCCUGUCCAGUGGAAAACCGGAUUUCAUAGCUAUACUUUAUUAUUUUUAUUUCUCAGAAACAGUGGUCUGUUUUUCAAAAGAUGUGAAGAUCACUCUAGAAUGGAACAAUCUGGAAACAGGGAAAUGACAAGUCAAGGAUCCUAUAGUAUAGGUGCAUACUGUACUGUUCUGUACUGUGGACCUGGUGAGGAUGAUAAGAAAUGUCUCUCUCUGUGCUCAGUGGACUUAGCACUGAUCUCAGAGCAGUUACUGCUUGGCCUUAUACAUUAGUUACCUUAGUGAAGGCCCUCCUCCCACCGACUCCAGAGCUGUGGACUGGAAUGCCACAGAAACACUAAAACACAAAGACAAUCCCUGUGGCUUGGAAGUGGACUGUGUGUGUGAGACAAUGUGUGAGAGUGUGUGUGUUCACCCAUCUGUUUCCUCAGUGUGUUUGCGUUGGCAGACAGAGACAGACCUGGCCAACCCAUUGAACACUGCCAGACACCAGGCAUCAGUGUGAAUGCACUGCUCCUCCUCUCCAAACAGAGAGAGAAUGAGGGAAUGUGGGAGGGAAAGAAAGAGAUAGAGAAGGGAGGAGGAUAAAUGAACUUCUCUGUCCUGCUGAGGGCAUACUUAGUGCCAAUACCUUCUUAUUACACUCUUCCCUCUGCAACAAGUGUGUGAAGUUUAAAGCGGGCGAGCUAAGCCGAUUGGCUCUGAGGCACUCUGUAAAUAUGGCUACCGACCCCCUGCUGGAGGAUUAUGGGCCUUGUAGGCAUAAAGUGAGAUUUUUACGCUUAUGUUAAACCUGUUGAGCCGUUUUUGGCAUAAAUGUGUUGACACAGUGGAAAUUAUUGACUGAAAUGAAAUUCUCUGCCAUUUUAAACGUUGUCUGCUAUAGACUUUAAUUAAUGGAAACAAGCUGUUCAGCUCUCAGAAAUUCCUGUAGAGGGGCGGUGAGACACAACGCAUAUCAUCACUAGAGGGGUGUAGAAGUACAUGCAGUUUACCACACACACACACACAGAGAGAGAGAGAGAAACAUCCCCCCAAAAACAGCAGAUUAACAAUACCAACACACCAUUCAAAUGAAUUUCAAGUGGGCAAUUUUAUUUAGAUUUUUGAACCUUUCAUUUAGAUGUUUUAUUUUAUACUGUUUUGCAUAGUUUAUGUACAUUUUCUUUUUGUUUUGAAAUUCUCCAAGAACUGCUCUUCUACUUGUGUUGCCAGGCAACCACACCACACAGAUACAAAAUCAUGAUAACCCUUUUGCUGUGUGUCCAUAGUAACAGGCACCGAAAUGUCGUAGAUAUAGAAAUGCUAGAUUUGUUCUGCACGCUCAGUGGCAUCACAUUGAAGAUUGUCAUGAAUGGGCCAGUGUCAACACUGUAUUAAUGAACUAACUAACUGCUCUAUACCUGUAUUGGAAACCUAGCAGCUUCACUAUAUUAGUAUAUACAGUAGAUUAACAGCAAGAGUCACACAAUGGAUCCACUUGAAGCUUUUUCUCAUCUUGUUUAUUUAUUGAAGUGUACCGUGGCACCUAGUUAGGAUGUGUGAGCUCCAUAGAAAUGCAUUAGACAAACGGCCAUAGACUCUGUAGUGGACUGGAUGGAAACCGUCCUCUCUUGGACUGUGGACUGGGUGGGGAGCAUGCUCUCUGGUUCCCCCUGACCUGCAGUGCACAUGGCAGAAGGGUUGAGAAUCUGUGUCACGUUCCCAAAGUAUGGAAGUGUGACAUUCCUGUUCCGUAAAAUAACCCUUUCACUGCCAGACCGACUGAAAGCUCUCGUCAUUCUCUUCUCAAUCGUGUCAAAAUGUAUAUUGCAUGACAAUAUUGCAGGAGGCAUUUUGAUGUUUUGUAACCUUUGAACUCUUGAGCGUUGUGUUUGUGUAACAGAACAAUGCCAAGCCCUCCACUUCCUGUGCCAAGUGUCAGACGGAUCUAUAGAAGUGGAAGUUACUUUCAACUGUAGGUUUAUGGGGGAGUUUUUUUAAAUGUAUUUUUAUUUGCCAUUCAAAUCCUGAGAUGGUUAAAGCCCUCAUCACGCGUGUCGGUUGACAGCUAUCGAACAGUGCAUUCAAAGUGUAUGUGGGUUUUCUAUAAAUAAUGGGGACAAUGUGUGACAUUGUGAUCAAAAUUAUGUUCAGGCAGUUCCACAUGUGUACUUAGAGGAAUAAACGUGAAUAUAAGCAAAUUGGCCCUAUACAACAACAUGACUGUAUAAGCAUGGCAAUUCAAAUUCAAGGACUUUCAGAUACUUUUUUAAGCACUUAAUUGUCAUUUUUAAGGAUCUCAAUGUUAUACAACUGUAUAAUGUACAUAUAAGGCCUAAUAUAGAACCCCCAAAAAGCGUGCAACAGGUGUCAAAAGGGUAUAUCAAACAUAUUCAAGUUAUUAUUACAUUCUAGAAUAUGAGAGAAUGUGUACAUUUCCUGACUAAAUAGAUGGGUUGCAUGGCCGUGUUUCUGUAGUCUAUGUGGCCGACGCAGGCUCACAUAAUAAAGCCAUGAAUAGCGGUAGCAUUAAUCUCUCCAUUUGAAUCUCCCCAUCGCUGUUUUUAUCAUGAGAAAGUGACCAAAAAACAGGUUUCUUUUUUAAUGGAAGGAAUUGUAUGGAAAGCCAAGUUGUAGCCAACAUUAGAUGUUGUCCUCCGCAUAAUUACCACAACAGAGUAGUGCAACACCCAUCAAAUGAAGCUGUAGAAAACUAACAAAAGUGGCCUCUCUCACAAAAACUGAUAUCUCACAAAAAAAAAAUGUUUUAAUCAUAGAUCUUUAUAAGGGACCAGGAGAUCUUAGAAAUUGGCUAUAAUAAUUACAAUAACUUUUCAAGAGCCAAACUGAUUUCCAAGGUAGGCAGGCCUAUUCCAAUACUUUAAUUUCUGAACUCCAGAUCUCCUCUAGAGCAGUGAUGUUUUGGGGCUGUUGCUGGGCAUAGAAAGGCCGUGUAUGGGUGUUUAGAACUAGGAUAUGCUACCUAGUUAGGUCAGCAGCACAUUGUUACCAUAUUGUCGACUCUAGGCUAGAUCUAUGCAUCACUGAGUUAGAUGCCAGUUGAAAGAGUAGUUCAAGGCAACUGUGCAUGACCCUGGCCUGAACCCAGUACCUGGUCCAACAUCAGAGGUGGACCCUCCAUCUUAAACUUCACUUUUGAAUUGGUUUUGCCACAAUUCCGUCAUAAAGGAAUUUGACAAUCCCAGGAUCUCUGACUCUGAACCACGAAGUGGAGGGUUGGUGUGUGAUGUCACAGUGCCACCGUGAUUGAAGCUGUACAGUCGUACUCUGAAUGGUGUUUUUGUAGUAAUCAACAUCCAUAGACGCCUCCUCAACGUUAUCCAGACGUUCUGACGGUGUUGUAGCUGUGUUACGAGGGCUGCAUGUAGUGGCUGUGUGCUGGCUACAGAUUUAGCUGUAAAAUAACUUUUGGUGAUGUGUUCAGUUCAGCCAGUGCUGCUUUUCUCCAGUGAUGUAUUUUUCUGUUAAUUUUUUUAUCUAUGAGAAAUAGUGCACUGAAAUUAAAAGGAAGGCCAUAGCUUUUUUAACUGCUUGUGUUUUUUGUUGUAUGACAUGUUUUUGUAGAUUUAUAGUCACAUUCCAAAUGAUUGGCACCCUUGAUAAAGAUUAGCAAUAUACUGUAUAAAAUAAAUACAAAUACUGAGCUACAUUGUAUGCUUUAUUUAUUUAUUUUAAUUAUAUUAUUUUAUACUAAUACAGUUGCUCAGAUUUUUGUUUAACAAGUACUACCUUUUCUUUAUUUGUACAAGUACUACCUUUUCUUUAUUUGUACAAGUACUACCUUUUCUUUACAAUACUUUGUGCACCCUCUCCUGGCGAGGAUAACUGUGCCCUUGGGGUUCUUGUCUUGGCUAAAAUGUCCUGGUAUUUGGUAGAGUUCAUGAUAAAGUUAACCUUAACAAGGGCCCCAGGACCAGUGGAAGCAAAACAACCCCAUAACAUCAAAGGUUCAUCACCAUCAUUUACGGUAGGUAUUAGGUUCUUUUCUGCAUAUCCAUCCUUCAUACGAGGCCAAACCCACCACUGCUCUGCUUCAACUGACCAUAGCUCACAGUUCCAAUCCAAGUGCCAAUGCCAUUAUUCAGACAAAGCAUUUACAUAUGUUGGUUGCUCUCAAUGGAGGCUUUUUUUUGUCUAAUUGUAGAUUUGGAGACUUGGUAACCCCGACCAAGUUCUUUAAUUCUUCAACUGCGGACCUUUAUUUUCCUCCUGAACCAUCUCUCACUGUGCGUGGGGAUAAGAUACACUUGGGUCCUCUAUCAGGCAAGUUUAAUAGUGUUCCAGUUGAUUUAAAGUUUGUUCAUUUUUGCUUUAACAGCGGUAACUGGUAUUAAUAGCGGUAUAUUUGUUUGUUUGUUAGUUUAUUUGUACCCAUUGCCUGAUUUAUGAGUCUAAAACCAUUUGUCUCCAUUCAUGAGUUCUUUGCCUUUACCCAGGGUGAUGGAAGACAAUGGAAUUUCACAUGUGUGUUACCUCAUUUUAUACCCCAGUGAAACAGGAAGCCACGGAAGGCCACCAUACAGUUCCUUAAAACUGAGAUUAACUUUAAAAAGUAGACUGUUAAUGCAGAUACAUUUAUUCAAAUGUUAAAUAGUAUAUAAGAAUCUUUAGGGGUGGCAAACAUUUUCACGUGUCAUUUUUAGAGUUUUUAAAACUUGUUAAACAAUCCUUCUCUGAGCAAAUGUAUUAGUAUGAAAUACAAUGUUCCAUUUUGAUGAUGAUACAAUAUAGGUAUUUUAUCUUUAUCAAGGGUGCCAAUACAUUGAGAUGUGACAUUAUAUUCCAUUGAAUAGUAACCAUAGCUGUCAUUAGAAAGGCACUUUGCUAUUCUGUCAGUUUAUUGCAAUAAAAACAUGUUAAGUGCAACCUUCAGUGUUGACAUUA
Oncorhynchus nerka (sockeye salmon) is the source of this 9151-nucleotide messenger RNA. Its product is annotated as immunoglobulin superfamily member 3-like. Gene Ontology annotation, molecular function: nucleic acid binding. Lineage: Eukaryota; Metazoa; Chordata; Actinopteri; Salmoniformes; Salmonidae. Bases 1 to 3543 code for a protein of 1180 amino acids. Gene Ontology annotation, cellular component: membrane. The record is from RefSeq and is a predicted model, not a curated record. The transcript has 12 exons.